AACCAAACCUGUCAAAAUAUUUUUAAAACCCAUGUGACCGGAAUUUCUAUGUUAGAUAUUUUUUUAAACCGAAAAUAACAAUAAUUAGACCAUAAUUAAGUGUUUUUAAAACCAUGUAUCGCUUAUUUAGUCUGCAUAAAUCGCGGGUGUACCCGCUAAAAGGUGUGUCAUUGAAUAGGAACGAAACGAUUUUUAGGUUAUUUGGUCGCAGUUCUUGCGAUUUAUGCAAUUUAUCGAAUAAUUCCGCCCCCAAACGGUUUCAAUCGACUCACACCAAUCCUAACCUCAAAACUAGGAAGCUCAAAAAACGAAAAACCACCAAAAAAUACACAGAUCUUUUAAUGGUUUCAAAUGGAUCUACGAAUGAGUAUAAAGCUCGGAUAACUCGGUUAAAUCCUAACGAUUUAAAAUUCUUAGCUUUAACGAAUUUAAAUUUAAGUGAACUACAUAAAUUAAAAGAUAUGAUGAGAAGUAAUAAAUUCGUGGAAGAACACACAUAUAAUAACCUCACCAUCAUUGAUAACCCACAAAUAUAUGAAGAAAAAGUUAUCAUCGAACAAACUAAUCUCGAAGACGAAAUCGAAAACUUAGAAAAUAACGUUUUAGACACGAAAAUACCUUCAAAUACAUUCCAUCCUGAAGUAAUUGAAGAUGAAAUCCAAGAAUUAGAAGUUGAUGAAGAUCCCGUAAAGGAGUUAACCUCAAAAAAACGACAAGAUGUCAAAUUAAAACAAGAAAUUGUUUCAAAAACUUUAGGAGCCUAUUUAGAGAUAUGCAGUGUUUUAAAUAACCCCCAAAAAGGGUUAAACGCAAUUUGGGGACAAAAAUCUCGUUUUAAAUCGAUAAACAUUUUAAACAUCGGACCAUAUAACGCCCUUUUACACGGAUUCGCUUCUCGUGGUAACUUCACAAAGUUACAAGAAGUCCUAAAAAUAAUGCAAACCGAAAAAAUAUCCCCCAACAUUAAAACUUACGCGAUUAUUUUAGAAUGUUUAGGCCGAAUUAAAGGAAACGAUCAUUUAAAAUUCGUUGAAAAAUACAUUUUAGAAUUAAAAGAAAACGGUUUUGAUUUCGACCAAAUUUUGAAUGAAGUAAAUUUUGUUUUAGACCAACGCGAUUAUGUUUUAAAAGCUAUUAGAAUGUACGAUAAAAAUUAUGAACCGAUUUAUAAAGAAUCCGAUUUUAAUUAUUCAAUUAAUUUAUUAGAUCAUUUAAAUAAUAAUAAAGAAGAACGUUUUGAGGAGAAAAAAGAUGAGGAAAAAAAUUUGAUUGGGGUUCAAAAAAUGCGGAAAAACGUGCUGGAACAAAUCGAGAUUGAAAAAAUGGGUUAUUUAAGAGUUAAAAACAUCGAAAUCGUUGAAAAACCCAAUAAUGAAGUGUUAAAAUUUCGCGAAUCUCUCAAAAAAUUGAUUAAAUCGUGGGAAAUAGACGCGUUACUCGGAUUUAACCGCGAUUUAGCUACUUUAAGCGCUAAAAGGCACUAUUUAAAUUUAGAACCUUAUUUAAGAUCGAUCCCAAAUAGGGAUUUCAUCAAUAUUAUUGUAGAUGAAGCGAUGUUAAUCGCACAAGGGUCGGAGACUUAUAGUCCAACCGUGAGGCAUUUACACAGAGAAUUAGGGAGAAAAGUUUUCGCGAGAUACACAAUUUUAAGAAAAACAAAAACUAAAGUUUUAGAUAAAAUUUUAAAAAUACAUAGUGAUUAUUGCGAGGAUUAUUGCUUCUCACAUCAAGAGUUAGGUAUUUUACCUACGAAAAGUGUCGAUGUUAAUACAAGAAAAAAGUGGCAAUCAUUGGAAUUUCAAACGAAAUCAGAAGGUUCUUCGAUUAGUUUGGAUAAUUUACCUUGGCCCCCUGGUGUUUUGCAACAGAUUGGAAAAUUUUUGUAUAAUAUCGUUAUGCACGAUUUGAAGAUUGAUGUUAAUGUGAUGAGGGAUAAUAGUAAACACAAAAACCACCUUCCAGCAUUUUACACAGUUUUCCGCCAUCAAGGUCGCAUAGUAAACGAAGAAGUCAAACCACACCCAGUUUUAUCCCGCUUACAUCGAGCAUCAAUGCCAGAAACGCUAACAUUUCCCGCCUCGGAAGUCCCAAUGCGCUGCCCCCCGCUACCUUGGUCCAAUCUAACAACAGGCGGUUAUUUAGUCGCUCCCACCGAAUUCGUCCGACUACCACUGACAGCGCAAGCACAAAAAGAACGCCUCGAAAACUCGGACGUCCGACAAUUAUAUCCGAGUUUCGAUGCUUUAAAUCAGUUAGCCGCCGUGCCGUGGAGGGUUAACGGAAAGAUUUUAGAUUUGAUUUUGAAAGUUUUUCGGAAAGGCGGAUCGGAUAAAUUGAAUGUUCCAGAAAAUCCGGUUUUUUUGCAACCACCAUCUCCAGUUACGCCGGAUAUGGAUAAAUCGCAACGGUUUCAAUUAUUUAAAGAAAAAUUGCAGUAUCGGAGGAAAAAAAGCGAGAUGUAUUCGUUAUGGUGUGAUUGUUUAUAUCGAUUAUCUUUAGCUAAUCAUUUUCGAGAUGAAAUCUUUUGGUUACCACACAACAUGGAUUUUAGAGGUCGCGUCUACCCGAUCCCCCCGCAUUUAAAUCAUUUAGGGUCCGAUUUAGCCCGAUCUAUGUUGGUAUUCGCGGAAGCCCGCCCAUUAGGCCCCGAAGGUUUAAAAUGGCUAAAACUCCACCUCGUUAAUUUAACCGGAUUAAAAAAGCGAGAUUCCGUUGAGGACCGGUUAAAAUUCGCGGAAACAAUUCUCGAUAAAAUUUUUGAUUGCGCGGAUCAUCCGUUGGAUGGAUCUCAAUGGUGGGUUGAAUCUGAUGAGCCAUGGCAAACAUUAUCAUGCGCGAUUGAAAUAACCGAGGCGAUUCGUUCUGGUGAUCCAGAAAAUUAUCAAUCGUAUUUUCCGAUUCACCAAGAUGGGAGUUGUAAUGGAUUGCAGCAUUACGCGGCGUUGGGGAGAGAUAGCGCCGGGGGAUUUAGUGUUAAUUUAACCCCCGCGGUAAAACCUCAAGAUGUUUAUAGCGCAGUCGCGGUUUUAGUCGAGGAAAAAAGGAAAGAAGAUGCUGAAAAUGGGUUGGAAAUCGCGAAAGUUUUGGAGGGAUUCGUUCGGAGGAAGGUUAUUAAGCAAACCGUGAUGACUACAGUUUAUGGUGUAACAAGAUAUGGGGCCCGAUUACAAAUUGCGAGGCAAUUAAAAGAUAUUGAUGAUUUUCCUAAAGAGCACGUUUGGGCUGGAUCAUCUUAUUUAACUACUCGCACAUUUGAGUCACUCCGCACGAUGUUUACAUCAACCAGAGAGAUACAAGACUGGUUCACGGAGUGUGCCCGAUUAAUCUCAUCAGUUUGUGGAGAAAACGUGGAGUGGGCCACUCCGUUAGGUUUGCCUGUUGUUCAACCUUAUUUCCGGUACAAAAAAUUAACUCAAAACGCUUAUUUCGAACAAUUCCACAUUGAUAAAUAUGAAAAACCCAACGUUAUGAAACAAAAAAAUGCUUUCCCCCCAAAUUUUAUCCACUCAUUAGACUCAACUCACAUGAUGUUGACUUCUUUGCACUGCGAAAGGGCUGGAAUUACUUUCGUUUCGGUUCACGAUUGUUAUUGGACUCACGCGAGCACUGUUCAUAUUAUGAAUAAAAUUUGUAGGGAACAAUUCGUCGCGUUACAUUCGCAAACGAUUUUGGACGAUUUAUCCGAGUUUUUAGCUCAAAAAUAUAGCUUUAGUGUGGAGGAUUUGUCUUUGGAUGGAUCACCGUCGGAUAUGGCUAAGCGGAAAUUGAACAAAACGUUGAGGAAAUUACCAAAAUUAGGAGAUUUUGAUAUAAAGGAGGUUUUGGAUUCAGUGUACUUUUUUAGUUAACUUUUUUAUUUAAAAACGUUGUAAUGAAAUUGUGAUUUUUUUAAUAAGAAUAAAUGUUUAAUUUAAGUAAUGGAUUAUACAGGAUGUCACUAAAGUUUCAUUACUACUAAAAAUUCCUACAAAAAUCCAAAAGAUUGUUUUGUGCGUUUUCAGAUGUUCGAUGAGUGACCCAGAAGGAAUUUCCCAUAGAGGAUUACACCACACAAAACAAUUAUGGUUAACAGCGCAAAAGAAAUAAAUCUUUAAUGCACCACAAGUCACAAGGCAGUACUUCAACAGGCAGUGAAUUGGCGUCAAGGAAUCUUAAUAAAAAUCAGGUUAGGUUUUCAGUUAACCUCCAAC
This is a messenger RNA of Onthophagus taurus, 4190 nucleotides long. RefSeq names its product mitochondrial RNA polymerase (gene mtRNApol). Lineage: Eukaryota; Metazoa; Arthropoda; Insecta; Coleoptera; Scarabaeidae. Gene Ontology annotation, molecular function: DNA-directed RNA polymerase activity; protein binding; mitochondrial promoter sequence-specific DNA binding. The record is from RefSeq and is a predicted model, not a curated record. Gene Ontology annotation, cellular component: mitochondrial DNA-directed RNA polymerase complex. Gene Ontology annotation, biological process: mitochondrial transcription.